AUAAUAUUUAAAGAGCACUAUGACUCCGGAGUCGGACAGACCCUUCUCAAGUUUCCUAAGACAACAGAUUGUAUACAGAGAGGAACAUUAACAGAUUGUAUACAGCCUUCAAACCAGAUCUCAUAUUUCCUCCUCCUGCUAUCACACAGCCUACAGAUCCUGAUUAUGGCUUCAACUCAGAAAUGCCGUGGAAAAGGAAGCUGCGCUCCUGGGGCUGUACCCAAUGGCAAGAUACGCAUCUAUAGUAUGAGAUUCUGCCCAUAUGCCCAGAGAACCAGACUGGUACUAAGUGCCAAGGGUAUAGAGCCUGAAACUAUCAACAUCGAUCUGAAAAACAAACCCGAAUGGUACCUGGAAAAGAACCCUCUUGGCCAAGUGCCUGUCCUGGACCCUAAUGGUCAGAUAAUCUGUGAAUCGGCAAUCACAUGUGAAUACUUGGAUGAGGUAUACCCUGAGAAGAAACUUUAUCCCACUGACCCAUUUGCAAAAGCCCAGCAGAAGAUGUUGCUGGAGGAUUACUCAAAGGUUAUUCCUCUGUUCUACAAAAUUCCCAUGACUAGAAUGAAGGGUGAGGAUGUGUCAGCACUAGAAGUAGAGUUGAAGGAAAAGCUCUGCAAACUGAACAAGGUUUUGGUUAACAGGAAAACCAAAUACUUUGGAGGCAAUUCAGUCACUAUGAUUGACUACCUGAUCUGGCCAUGGUUCGAGAGGGUGGAGGCCUGGCAGCUUAAACAAUGUCUGGAUGGCCUUGCAGAGCUGAAAAACUGGAUUUUGCUCAUGAAGGAGGAUCCAGCAGUAAAGGCACUCAUGUUUAGCACAGAUGACCACAAGGUCUUUUUUACCUCAUUCAUCGAGGGAAAACCCAAUUAUGACCAUGGUUUAUAAAAAAAAAUGUUUAUACUGAAAUAGCUACAAGAAAUACUAUAAUUCAUCCACUGUUUUUUCCGUACAAGCUUUUGUACAAAUAUAAUGCCUCGUCACAAAAUGUCAUGAGAUGAAAUUAAACACAGCUUCUUUAAUAUCAA
Silurus meridionalis is the source of this 1025-nucleotide messenger RNA. Its product is annotated as glutathione S-transferase omega-1-like. The record is from RefSeq and is a predicted model, not a curated record. Gene Ontology annotation, cellular component: cytoplasm. Gene Ontology annotation, molecular function: glutathione dehydrogenase (ascorbate) activity; glutathione transferase activity. Gene Ontology annotation, biological process: glutathione metabolic process. Lineage: Eukaryota; Metazoa; Chordata; Actinopteri; Siluriformes; Siluridae.